This is a messenger RNA of Endocarpon pusillum Z07020, 1836 nucleotides long. RefSeq lists its product as uncharacterized. Bases 1 to 1836 code for a protein of 611 amino acids. Lineage: Eukaryota; Fungi; Ascomycota; Eurotiomycetes; Verrucariales; Verrucariaceae. The transcript is spliced from 3 exons. The record is from RefSeq and is a predicted model, not a curated record.
AUGACAAAACGGAAACGUACUCCAUCCCCAUCUCCUCCACCCCGCAAACGCAUCAUAUUCGAGGUACCUCUGUCGCUAUGGCGGUUUCAAGCAAUAGCGCGGGAACUUGCUCGUCAGUCUGAAGUCCCAGUAGAGCAGAUCAAAGAGCCCAGCGACCCGAAUUCAGGCGACCUGCAGCGUGUUGUUCCCGGCGCGCCACACUUCGACGCGCAAACCUUCCAAACCAAUUCAUUGCGCUUCUCUCCGUAUUCGCAUCAAUCGUUCCUACCGUCGCAACCAUGGCCACAGACUGUCAAGCCAACGUCGGGCUCUUUGGCUUCCAAUCCGGAUGUGGGAGCCUCGGCGGCGCAUGUCAUGUCAAGCAGCGAAGGAGCACCACCACCGCAGGAUGGACAUAAUCGGCAGGUCUCGACAGGACCAGAUGAUCAACUCUUCGACGAGCUGAACGAUGCGCUGCACGCAGAAGAGGGAGACAAUGCACACGACCCAGCUUCGCAAUCACAAUACCUCACAGGCGACAACCGAAUAACCUUCGAUCCGCGCCUGCAGAGUGAUUGGAAUGGCAUGCGCCAGGAGCCAUAUCAACCAUUUACCCAGAACUACCCAGCAAUAAAUCCACAAAUGACCAUCGCCGCCUCACAACCCGCCUUCCCAUCCGCAUUAGCUCAUCACCCGCCUCGCAACAGCUCGAACAACUUCCUCCCAAACUCCACCGCACACCCUGGCCCAGCAACGUUCUGCAACCCCAAACCACCCCCUCCCCCUGCUCCGCCUCAAAACAGUGCACAAGCCAAGCCGAGGAUGCCAGGCUACUACAAGAGCAGCCUGAAACUAUGGUCGCAGGAAGGCCGGAACGCGGCUCCUCCACCACCACCACCUCCUCCUACCAUUCCUCCCUCAGCUCAGGCUACGCAUAACUUCGGAGCUAUGAAUGGUCCCUAUCCACACCUGUCUUAUCCUGCAACACCUACAUAUCCUCCACCACAGCCGCUGGCUUCGACCCCGGUAAACGCCUUCACCAAUUACGGCACGCGAGACGUUUUGGGGCGACUGAAGGAGGAGGAGGGGAGGGUACACAGGCCUCCCGGUGCCGUGAAUGAGGCUGUACAUAAUGUGGGCAGGCAUUUGCAUGGGCUGCUGUUCAACUCGUUAGAGAAACAGAGUCGCGACAUCAUCUCGACUUCUUGGCCUCCCUCUGACUGGCCCUCCUCCCCACCGGCGCCGCCUCUCCUCCUCCUCGCGGAUCUUAACCUUCUCCUUCUCCUCCGCGCGCUCCGCAUACCACUGCCCCGCCUGCAGGAUCAACACCCCCACCAACACCAGCGCCAGGAUGGUAUUGCUCGCACUCAGCACCUUCAGGUUGUCCUCGCGCCCGACCACGCUUUCGCGCGGAUCGUCAUCACGGCCCGCACGGCUCACGUUCUCCAGCUCGCUUCCAUACGUCCCCUGCGUCGCGAUGCGGAGCCCCUUGACGAUGUUGGCGACGUAGACGACGAUGCCGCACAUGUAGAGGACGAGACUGCCGCCGUCGAAGAGCAUGUUGGACUCGGACGGUCUGUAGAGCUUGGUGAUGAGCCCCGCGAGCCCGACGAAGAUCAUCGUGUGCAGGAUCCGCACGAUGAGGGCCGGGGAGGCGUGGAGCAGGCGGAGGUGCGCCUCGGUUUGGGGGAGGUGGGCAGGAUGCCGAGGAAGAAGGCGGUUGCUGCGUGGGACAUGUUAAUCUUGGGUCUUGGGGAGAGAUGGGACCAGGGUGGGUUGGGGCUAUGCAGAGAGGGACCUCGACUUACGGCAGACGAUAAGGAAGGUUGCGAAGGCGAGGGUGGGCAUGAUGCGUGA